GUACAUUCUGGUGGAAGUUCGGACAAGGCAAAGGCGGUUCAGGCGCUAGGCAGCGCGUGAAAGCACGGGAGUUUCUGAUCGUGUGGUACCCUACUCAACUGUGGUCUACGAGCAGUGCAGUGGAACAACGAUUUGUACACUGCACUGCGAGCAUCGCGGCUCAUGAGCAAUCGCGGAGGGGCAGCACUGUGCAGGGACUUCCAGAGGGGCAGCUGCCGCUGGGGAGCGCGCUGCAAGUUCGUGCACCAGGCGCCCGCACCCACCCAGCACGCACAGCGUGGCAACCGCUACGCCGAGCUCAGUGGGAGUGGGGGGGGGGGAGGAUGGGGAGGUGGUGGCAGGGGGCAGGGGGGAGGGGGGGUGGAGGGGGGCGAGGAGGGCGCGGAGGGGGGAGUGGUGCAGGGCAGGGAGGGGGUGGGGGCAGCAGAUUGUGCAGCGAGAGCACAGGUGAUAAGGGGGGAGAGGGGGGGGAGGGCUCGUGGUGAGGCAAGCACACGAUUAGACUGCGUGGACCGCUUGGACUGUGAGUCGAUCAUAGCAGAGGAUGCGGAGAAGGAGCGCCCGCUGUGGAGGGCGUCCGUGUACGCGCACUGGAAGUAUCUGCCAUGCGAUGUGGGGUCAGAUGUGAGUCCUGAGGAGGCGCGCCUGCUCGCCUACACACAGGCACAGCAGGGAGUCCCCCUCCCAUCCAUUGUGGCAUCAGAGCGCGCCAUGCUUGCCAAUGCUGAUGCCGCCCACGCUGCCUUCCGCUCGCACCGCUACACCGGCCCUGUCAGACAGCCUCCCAGCGCUCCGCCCGCCAUGGCCUUCCCCCCGCCACCUUUGCCCCGCCUCCCCCCCUGCGUUCAUGGCGCCUCCAUCAGCCCCCAGUGCCCCCCUUGGUGCUGGCGGCAUGCUGUUCGGGAAAGUCAUUUCGCAAGCACGGCCUGCCACUGCCAUGGCACCAUCGCCCUUCUCCUCCUCACCCAUCUCCUCUUUCCCCACGCCCCAACAACCGUCACCCUUCCCCUUUGGCCCCUCUCAAGCCUUAGCAUCGCCCUCCCCCGCUGCUUCGCCCUUUACCCCCUUCUCUAGCGCCCCAUCUCCCUUCUCACCAGCAACUCCACAGCCCCACCUGCUAUUUGGACAACCCACCGCCUCGCCCUUCCAUCCCGCCCCUUCAUCCUCCCCCUUCGCCACUGUCCCGUCACCUGCCCCCUUCGCCCCACUCGCCGCUGCCAGCCCAUCGCCCCUGCCCUCCUUCCCCCAGCCGCUGCCGCCGUGCACGUGCCUGGUAGCAGCGCAGCCAGUGUUGGGGGCGUGGGCGGUGGAGAGGGGUCCGUGUGGAGCAGUGGGCGGUGGAGGCUUGGAGAGAUACCGGAAGAGGAGCCGCCUCCGGCUGUCUGCGUGUGAAACGAGCAAUUCUAGAGCCACCUACGCCGCAGUGCUCAAAGCUGCCAGCCAGCGGCAAUCAGAUGGGGUAGUGCAGGCCCUCCGAACCGAAUGCUGGCCCUCUAUGAAGCACCACUUUGCCAGGAGCAAUCAGAUGGGUAGUGCAUUUGACAGUAUUGUAUCAUGGAAUGUUGGGGUUAGCGCAUGUUGGGCUGAGAAAUGCCCUUAGGAUCUUUUCAGAGACUGUCCCAGUUGAAGAUUGAGACUUGAGUAGUGCAGCGGAAGUUGAGGCAGUUGAACCCUUGUACUAGUAUAUGAGAACAAGUGAUAAUUAAAGAAACAAGCAUACA
Messenger RNA from Closterium sp. NIES-67, 1721 nucleotides. Lineage: Eukaryota; Viridiplantae; Streptophyta; Zygnematophyceae; Desmidiales; Closteriaceae. The record is from the annotation of a GenBank genome assembly.